AUGUCUGGUAAAGCAACUAUCAAGUCUGUCCUCUCCGCCGACAUGGUCGUCCUCAGCGGACGCCCCCGCCAAGGCGCCCCACCUGCCACCCGCACUCUCGGCCUCAACUACAUUCAAGCACCUAAGCUCGGCAAUAAGGAUCGCGCCGACGAGCCAUUCGCGUUCGCAGCCCGCAACUACCUCCGCAAGCUCUUGGUGGGCAAGGAGGUGAUGUUCCGGGUCGACUACACGGUUCCCAGCACCGGACGCGAAUACGGUGCCAUCUUUGUGAACCAGGAGAACAUUGCCCAUAUGCUCGUCCGUGAAGGAUGGGCAGAUGUUCGUGAGAUUAGAGCCUCGGAUGCCGAGAAUGUCGACGUUGAGGCUUUGUACUCUUACAAGGCUGAGGCUCAGGCUGCUAAGCGCGGUAUCUGGGCUGAUAGUGCAUCUGGCGUUCGUAAAGCUCAUUAUAACCUCGAGAGAGACGCUGAAUCAUUCCUGGAAAAGUACAAGGGCAAGCCUCUUCAGGCUAUUAUUGAGAGCAUUCGUGAUGGUUCUACUGUCCGCGCAUGCUUAACGCUACCCAACGACGAAUAUCAGUACAUUACUCUUAUGAUUUCCGGAAUCAGGGCACCCGUCAUUCGUCAAGGAAUCGCCAACACCGACGACCUCGUUGAGCCAUUCGCGGAGGAGGCCAAGUUCUUUGUCGAGUCGCGUUUGCUUCAGCGUGAGGUUCGCGUGAUCUUGGAGAUGGUUGGACAGAACGGAAACAACUUUUUUGGGACGAUUCAGCACCCUGCCGGAAACAUUGCCGAGGCUUUGGUCGCCCAGGGUUUGGCCAAGGUCGCUGACUGGAGCAUUACGCACGUCACUGGUGGCCCAGCAGCUCUCCGUGCCGCUGAGCGCAAGGCUCAGGCUUCCAAAGCCCGCCUCUGGCAGGCUCACGUCGAGAAGUCCAAGGGCAAGGACAACGAAUUCGACGCCACUGUCGCAAGAAUCAUGACUGGAGAUACCGUUAUUGUACGCAAUGCCAAGGGUCAGGAGCGCAAGCUGAGACUCUCCAACAUCAAGGCACCCAUGAGACUUGCUCAGCAGAAGGGAGUUGAGAUUGCCUCGUUCGACUGGGAGGCCAAGGAGUUCCUCCGCAAGAGACUCAUUGGCAAGAACGUCCACGUUACUAUCGACUAUGUCAAGCCUCCCUCUGACCAGUUCCCCGAGAGCACCGAGUGCGCCACCAUCAAGAUCGGAGAGAUCAACGUCGCUGAGCAGCUCGUGUUGAAGGGUCUUGCCGAUGUCAUCAAGUCCCGCGAGGACCGCUCCCAAUACUACGAUCAGCUUUUGGUUGCCGAGGUCAAAGCCAAGGAGGAGGGCAAGGGCAAGCAUUCUGCCAAGGAGCCCCCCAAGUACAAGUGGUCCGAUGCUUCCGAGAACGCUGCCAAGGCCAAGCAGUUCUUGCCUUUCUUCCAGCGUGGAGGCCGUACGCAGGCCAUUGUCGAGUAUGUUGCCAACGGCUCCCGUUUCAAGCUGAUCAUUCCCAAGGAGAACUGCAAGUUGACCUUUGUCCUUGGUGGUGUCCGCUGCCCCCGUGCCGCUGGUCGCCCCGGCGAUAAGGCUGAGCCUUUCGGUGCUGAGGCUUUGGACUUUGUUUCUCGCCGCUGCCAGCAGCGGGAGGUUGAGAUUGAGAUCGAGUCCUUGGACAAGACUGGAGGUUUCAUUGGAUCGAUGUGGCUCAACAAGACUGAUAACGUUGCCGCAUUGCUCCUCGAAGAAGGUUUGGCCACGAUCCACAGUUACAGCGCAGACCAGAGCAAGCAUUCUGGACUCCUCUACUCUGCUGAGCGUGCCGCCAAGCAGGAGCGCAAGAACAUCUGGGCCAACGAGGAUCCCAACGCUGUCCAGGAGGAGGAGGAGGUCGAUACCUCCAAGCCCAUCAAGAAAGAGUACUUGGAUGUCGUUGUCUCUGAGAUUGUCUCUGGAGGCCACUUUUACGUCCAGGUGAUCAACCAGAACAUCCAGAGCCUCGAGAAGAUGAUGGCUGAUCUCGGAAUCCAUCACAAGAACGCCCACAGCGCCCCCGAGAGCUGGAAGCCCCGCAACGGCGAGAUUGUCAGCGCCAAGUUCACAGAGGACAACCAGUGGUACCGCGCCAAAGUCAUCCGCAGCGUUCCCGAGUCCAAGAGCGUCGAGGUGAUCUAUGUCGACUAUGGUAACUCUGAGACGAUCCCAUUGACCCGCGUCGUCCCUCUGCCAUCACAGUUCAACAGUCUUCCCCAGCAGGCCCAGGAGGCUGUCCUGUCAUAUGUCAAGGUCCCCGAACUCAAGGAUGAUUAUGGUGUUGAGGCUGCGACCCGCUUCCGCGAUUUGGUGGGUGGACGUCAGUUGGUGGGUGUUAUUGAGCAGCGCGAGCACAAUGUGAUGCACUUGACUCUGUAUGACCCCAGCGUCUCGCAGGAUCCCGACCGCAGCUUGAACGCAGAGUUGGUCCGUGAUGGUCUCGCCACUGUCUUUGUCAAGUCCCGCUAUGCCCGUCACCCCAGUAACCAGGCCCUCGUUAGCAAGUUGCAAGAGUCAACCGCCUUGGCUAAACGCGAACGUUUGAACUUGUUCGAAUACGGUGACAAUACCGCAGAUGACGAGGAUUCUCGCUAUUAA
Linnemannia hyalina is the source of this 2631-nucleotide messenger RNA. The record is from the annotation of a GenBank genome assembly. Lineage: Eukaryota; Fungi; Mortierellomycota; Mortierellomycetes; Mortierellales; Mortierellaceae.